AUGGCUGAAGUAAAGGAAGUUGGACCAGCACUCAUAGGAAAUGUUUAUACAGUGGUUCUGUCACAGAGAAACAAAGAAAUGUUGCAACUUGAGGGCUACCUUUAUCAUCUGGAAUGUAGUCGAGGAAGCAUUACUGGAGUUUGUAUAUUUUGUCUGUACUACAGGGAAAAAACUCCUGUCCAGAGUGGUGUGACAGCAUCAGUGAAGCAGAAAUAUCUGAUCAUCUUUGACUUUGAUGAAACUAUUAUCAAUGAGAACAGCGAUGAUUCCGUUAUCCGUGCUGCCCCAGGUGGUACCCUCCCAGACUGGCUGCGCAACAGUUUGAAGGAUGGCUUUUAUAAUGAGUAUAUGCAACAUGUUUUUGAGUAUCUUGGUGAGCAGGGUGUGCAGGAAGAAGCUAUUCGAAAUGAAUACAGCAAAAUUCCUUUGUCUCCUGGAAUGCUCAAUAUAUUUAAUUUUCUAAUGAAGAAUUCUGGCCUUUUUGAAAUUAUCCUGAUCUCUGAUGCUAACAUGUUUGGCAUUGAAGCUACUCUUAAAGCCAUAGGUUUUCAUUCCCUCUUCCGGAAGAUAUAUACUAACCCAGCCCACUUUGAUAAAAGAGGAUACCUUGUUCUGAGACCCUACCAUUCUCACACCUGCACUAAAUGCCCUGCAAACAUGUGCAAACGAAAAAUUGUCACAGAGUACUUGACAGAGAGAGCGCAGCAAAGUGUCAAGUUUGAAAAGAUGCUCUAUGUGGGAGAUGGAGCCAAUGAUUUCUGCCCUACUGUGGUCUUCUCGUCAAAUGAUGUUGCCUUCCCAAGAAAAAACUACCCUAUGCACCGGCGUAUUCUUGAAAUGCAAAAAAGUCAGCCUAACGUUUAUCAGCCGACAGUCAUCCCUUGGCAGUCUGCUGAUGACGUCAUAUAUUACUUGCAAAGAUUGUUGCAAACUUAAGCGAGAAGGCAGGGAAAAACCUGACACUGAUCUAUGGUUUAGUAAGACUUGCAUCUGAAAUUCGUGUCUUCUGGACAUUAUAGAUGUCUUCAUUAUUUUCUGUGUAUAGUCAAGAGAAUGGUAUAUUAAUGCAUUUUCUUCUGAAGACAUGUGGUAAUGCAUGUCUUAAGAAGGAUGUUUUAAAAAAAGUAUGCAUUCACCAAAAGGAAAAUGCGAGGUUUUUAAAGCACAUCAGUAAAUUUCUUAUAAUAGAAACCUUGCAUGCUUGCCAAUCAAACUGCUUACAAUUUUUUAUAGACCCUAGAAAGAAAGCUGCAGUUUGGUUCCCUAAAAUCUGUUCACAUUAAUUUCUUUUGUUUCCUGGUACAUCUGCAAAGUAUGGGCAAUUUUUAGGAUUCACAUUCUGCAACAUUACUAAGCAGAAAAUAUUGGGACAUAUUUCAAAAAUAUGGGUUGUUUGUAAAAUUCAGACUUUGGCAUGUCAGAGCUCUGUAGGAGGCAUUUUACCUGCUGACUCUUACCUUGCUAGGUAAACAAUGGCCGUUAUGUAACUGAAGGGCAAACUGGUUUCUAAAAGCUAAGGCAAGAUCCCUUCCUAAUUAGGAACAGUGCAUAUUAAGAACCAAAAGUAAGAAUAAAAUUAGAUACAUUUGAUUUUGAGGUCAAUAAAGCUUGUUUACACUUUGUAAUUAUACUAUCACAAAGACUACAUUUUAAUGAGAGAAAAGUAUGCAGAGAUUUAGGUUAUUUUCCAUACAAAUACAGUUUCAAUAGUGAAAUCUACAAAGUAUGUGCUGCUAUCCUGUUAUUAUCUGUCUAUCCUUAUGCAGCAUUUCACUACCUCUGGUUUGCUUAGCUUAUCUGUGAUGUACGAGAGUUACAACACGCUGGUGUAAUAAAUUAUGAAGGAUGCCCAUAUGAUGCCAGAAGUCUUGCAAAUAACUUGUAUUCUGUUUAUGAUCAAACAAGGACUAGUAUAAAUUAAGAAAGGGCCCAGAGAGUGAAUAUUCAGAUUGGCAAGCAGAUUUUCAUGCUCUUAUGUCAUUUUUCAGUCAUGGAAAUGAACAUAAUAUGGCUUUUAGUGACAUCGUAAUGCUCCUGUCUGAAAUGUUUGCAACUGAUUUGCAAAGUGUAAACCCCUUCAAAAAAUGCAGGUAAUACCUACCACCACUGUUUGUCUGUAAAAAUGGUUCUUAUUUGACUAACUAACUGAAGCUACUGCUUGAAAAUAAAUAAUCAAAAUGAUUGCUUACGAAAAACAGAGAAUGCCAAAUUGCACAUUGUAGACUGAGAAGUAAUGUAAACUAAAGAAAAAAACUUGCUGUGAGUCAGAGAAUUAAAUGAAUGAUAACUUGUGUGUUCAGGGGGGACAAGCCUCCCCCCCACGCACCUUAUUAUUCUGUCUUCAGAGUUACACAACCUUGACAUAAAGAUACAUAGUUUUCCACAAACCAAUUACUUCCUUAACUCCAAAGAUGUACAACUUUGGAGUUAGAAUAAAUAGAGGGAAUGGAUGCUACAUCCUUCCUAGUUGUUGUUGCUGAGAGGAUUGCUUCCUUGCAAAAAUUUGAUUCAUAGUAUAUACUGUGUAUGUUUUUUCCCCUUUAGUUAACGUUACCGGUUACCUCGAUAUGGUACUGACCUUGUUGUGCAUGUUGUUAAAUUAGGCUCUUGAAAUUUAAUGGCAUUGUUUUAAGAAGUUGAGUCAAAAUAGAUACUACAAAAAAUAUCCACCCACCUCAGCAUCACUUGGUUGUCUUGAUACUUCCUUUAAGCAAAUAUAAUUAGCAUCAAGCUUGACUUGAAAAUGGGGGUACACGUGAGGAUGCUGUGAUGCAGUUUUCUGAGCAGUUUAUGCAGCAUACAUAGACAGAUCUAUGCUGUUGUAACACCUCAGCGUAAGCCUUAUAAAAUGCGCCAAGAUGUUACUAAAUAAAUAUUAAUCUGCUGCAUUUGUUCAGAGCCUCUCAGUUCAGGACAUGUUGUGUGAAUCAGGUUAGUCCAACAUACAUAGGAUAAAAUGUUGGAUAUUUCCAGUUAUGGGGGCAUGUGCCAUUGAGAUGAACAAACAGAUCUGAAACAUCAGUCUUAAGGAAUGAUUAAUCCUCCCUCGAUUGGAACACACCCUUUAAUAUCCUACUUGACUUUUUUAAUUCAUUCAUAUUUCUUCAUAUUCACUAGUUUUGUCAUGAUUUAGUUUUGGUAAAGAAAAUACAUACAUCAUUCUGCGCCAGGAAUUACUGAAACAAAUAUGCAGUAAAAUAAUUUUCUUGACCAAGGCGCAUUAUACAGUCAUAUAUUUUAUGCUUAAUAUUACAUGGCCUGGUGCCAAACUCAGUCUGCAAAAUAAGCCUCUUAUAAAAAUUAGUAUUUUAGUAUUUAUUUGAAAUGUGCAUCAAAACAAAUGAGUCAUGUAAAAAACAAUACUAACGGCUAUUAGUUGCAUACGUUACAAACAAUAUUAUGUAAUUUUGGCAAUAUAAAUGCAAUAAACCACACAGGGUAUGCAAUAAUGUGUUUCAAUGACCCUGACUGGGAAAUACUUGAGAAUUUUUUACAUGUCUUGUUUGCCAACUAGAAUGUUUAUAGAAUGGGGGGGGGGGUGCUGCAUUAACAUUUAGCAGAUUUAGCAUUUUACUUUGGUAGUGUUCUGCAGUAUUCUGAAAAAUCUGUACAAUGUAAAUUUGACAAAUCAGUUAACUAGUUCCAGGAACAUAAUACACCAACAAUUCUCUCUGCAGAAAAUAUCUUUGUUGUUGAGCACUUUCAUCAAAACGAAAACAUUCGAUAGUAAAGAGAUUUUCUGCGGUGAGAGUAGAUGGUGCAUUUUGUUAUUGGUUUCAAUAUUCCAACUUAGCUAUGGCUUUUCGUGGAUUUUCUUGUUUGGUAUCAGUUCCAGAAAGUCAGCAACCUGUCAAAAGCAUCAUGCUUUUUCAUUUUUACUUUACUGUUGUUAAUGCUUUGCAGUUACUGUAGGGGAGGUGGAGUUUUUUUGGACCACUAAUAACAGCUGUUGGCGCCUUGCUUAUUAAACAGCUGAAAGUUCAAGGUACAAUAUUACCAUCUACUGAUAAGAUAUAGUUAGGCAUUCCAAAGUAAAUGCCUAGCUAAAGAACUAAGACAACAUGGCUGAUGCCAAGUAGAUUAAUUUGAUUUUUGCUGAGUGGGCAGAAUCCCUCCCUCUUUUUCCCAUUCAGGGGGCUCUGCAUCUGUAGCCCUUAAUUAUUACAAACAGGUUAUUCCACCUCGGGGGAGAAGGGGAAAGCCAGGUAAUUCAUUAAUGAUUGUCUUGUCUCAUCUGAUAGUACAUUUCAGCGGUAUGGCAUGUGACCAUAUGCUCUGCUCUCCCUGAAUAGUUGGCAAACAACACUGUUAUUCUUUUACCAUUUAGUUUUCAUUCUGUACUCAGUGCUUGACAGACUGAUUUCUGCUGUAAAUCCUUUCCUUUCACAUGCCAACACCACAGUAUUACUUUGGUUGGAAAAUAGGUGAGUAAAAUAAUAUGCAAUCCCAUCCCCCCACCUAAACUUUUUUGAGAAUAGGGUCAUCAUGCUAGUUGCAUAAGUUUUGAAAUGAAGUGGCCAUAUGUCAGGACAUUUGUCCUCUAUCAAAGAUGUAGUGAACUGUGUUGUCAGUUAAUUCUGUUUGUAAGAUGUGCUGUCACCCUCUUAGCAUGCCAUCUCUCUAGGACUCACCGAAAGAGGUUGGGGGUGUCAGCCCCCUUACAAAUUCAGUUUACAGAAAGUAUAGUUUGCCAAUAUGGAUGCUGUGACGUGUAAUGUGUUUAUUGACAUGUCAUGCUAGCAAGCAAGAAUGAUUUAUGUUUAAAUGGACAUGAUGAUCUUAGCAACAAUCCUAAGUGUUAUAUCAUUUUAUGUUUCUGGAAAGUAUGCUGUUAUGCCACAUUUUCUUAGUUUAGAGUGUCUGAUGUUUUUUUUUUUGACAAAGAUGUGCUGUAGAGAUUAACAAAAAACUCCAUCUGCCUUUAAAUAUCAUAUUUUCAUAAUUUAUUUUUUAUUUUUGUGUGAAUUUGUUACACUAUGGCUAACCAAGGCACUAUAUGUAACAUCUCCUAUAGAUUGAAGACAUUACAAUACUGUCCAAAGUCAUUAGUUUAUUGAGUGAAACAGUACACAAGUGCAUUUUGUAAGGAAGGAUUUUAGCAUUAAGCAGCAGGGAUUUAUGGGUGGAAUUUAUAAAUACAGAAUUCAUCGUGUAAGGGCAGUGUACCCAGAAAUGGUGUGUAACAGAAAGCAGUGAUGUAACAGCCAGAUGUCAUUUGCAGACAGCCUGAAGGGCCUAGCUCUGAAGAUGUAUGUAUCUGAGUACCAUUGACACCAGUCAUCUGCAUUCCAUUUGUCACUUGUCUCUUCAGACUGCAUAAGGCAGGCAACACAACCCACAAGGGCUAAACUAGUGCUCCAUAUGUCAAAAUAUCAGUGCAAUGCAGUACACUUGGGAAGAGCAGCCUACAUCCAUAAAUCAUAAAGUACAAGCCAUACUAGGCAACAGAAAUACCGUAUCCAGUAAGUAGUCACAUACAGCUGAUGUGGACCUAAACUGCAGUACCCAUGUUCACUCCCCAAAUGUAGCAUCAUUCACUGGUGAUCUCCCAAUCACUGUAUGAGAUGAACAAACUGUUGCAUACAACAGUGAGUGUGUGUGUGUGUGUGUGUGUGUGUGUGUGUGUGUGUGUGUGUGUG
This is a messenger RNA of Protopterus annectens (West African lungfish), 5639 nucleotides long. RefSeq names its product phosphoethanolamine/phosphocholine phosphatase 1 (gene PHOSPHO1). NCBI's taxonomy places the organism in Eukaryota, Metazoa, Chordata, Ceratodontiformes, Protopteridae. The coding region runs from base 1 to 936 and encodes 311 amino acids. The transcript has 2 exons. Gene Ontology annotation, biological process: bone mineralization involved in bone maturation. The record is from RefSeq and is a predicted model, not a curated record. Gene Ontology annotation, molecular function: phosphatase activity.